AUGCCCUUCUCCCUGAGGGGGCGACAGCUCGUUCUAGCACUUCUUCCAGAGCGAGUCGACCACAUGCAGCUCCUCGCGAGCAGCAUGGAGAUUGUCAGUGUCCAUCGCGCUGAUCCCUUUGGUUCUAGAGGACCUUUUUCAGCUUGUGUUGGACACGUAGAGCGUUACCAGAUGUCUUGUGCUGUACCAACUCAUGGAGACCGCUUAGCGCAGCUCCUUGCACACUGGAAACGAGGUCAAUAA
Miscanthus lutarioriparius is the source of this 243-nucleotide messenger RNA. The record is from the annotation of a GenBank genome assembly. NCBI's taxonomy places the organism in Eukaryota, Viridiplantae, Streptophyta, Magnoliopsida, Poales, Poaceae.